Messenger RNA from Triticum dicoccoides, 547 nucleotides. RefSeq names its product bidirectional sugar transporter SWEET6a-like. Gene Ontology annotation, biological process: carbohydrate transport. Gene Ontology annotation, cellular component: membrane. Lineage: Eukaryota; Viridiplantae; Streptophyta; Magnoliopsida; Poales; Poaceae. Gene Ontology annotation, molecular function: sugar transmembrane transporter activity. The record is from RefSeq and is a predicted model, not a curated record. The transcript has 4 exons. Bases 1 to 426 code for a protein of 141 amino acids.
AUGAAACAUAGAGAAUGGGAACUUGUUCGCACGUACCUCGACCGCGGGCCGACGUUCUGGCGGAUCAUCAAGAACAAGGACGUGGAGGAGUUCAAGUCGGACCCGUACCUAGCGACGCUGCUCAACUGCAUGCUCUGGGUGUUCUACGGCAUCCUCUGCGUCAUAUUCGGCUCGGCAAUGUACGCCUCCCCCCUCAGCAUCAUGGGUAAAGUGAUCAAGACCAAGAGCGUCGAGUACAUGCCCUUCUUCCUGUCGCUGGUGAGCUUCCUCAACGGCGUCUGCUGGACGUCCUACGCUCUCAUCAAAUUCGACCUCUACGUCACGAUCCCCAAUGGCCUCGGUGCGCUGUUCGGCCUCGUCCUGUACGCCUGCUACUACAGGCCGACCCCCAAGAAGGAGAAGAGCGUAAAGCUCAAAUGUGAUUGAAGGCUCCUGGCUCCUUGACUGCAAUAACAAGUGCUAGCUACAGUAAGAACAAGGGAAUCUAGAGACCGAGACUGAAAGAAAAGGCUAGGCUACUUCUAUUCGUUAUUCGUUUCCCAUAUGA